UAUCCAAUAAUAAUGAUGCAUGGAACUAUUUCACAAUUAUUGGUAUAAAUUUUGUGAAGAGUAUUCAGAUGGCUAAAAUUUAUUGAAAGAUGAUUUAUACAUAUAGUUUGAAUUCCAGUUACUCUGCUGCAGCUUCUUGCUUCGAUUCUUGCAGUAACAAGAAGCUCAUCAUUUUCUCCUCCUCCUCUUCUUCUUCUUCUCCUACUUCUCGGCUGUCAGGUUCGCUGUUUCGACGGUUCCGUUCCUGCCUUUUGUGUUCCAAGGCAAGGAACGAUGCCGAGGUGCGAAGCUGCGGCUUGGAGUUAGGCUUGUGGGUUAGCCUAGGCUACCUAAGCGAGGCGCUUGGUCUUGUCACGUCCGAUGCUGGCCGUGCUUCGUUUAUCUCCUUAUUUACGUUUUGCAGAGAGUAUCUACUGGGGCAGGGAGUUGCGGUGUACAAAAUUUGGAGAGAGUUGGCACCUGUUCGGAUUUCAAAAGGCACUUUUAUGGGGAAGCGUACGGUAGCUAGCGUCAUACCUGCAACAGCCUGCAAAACGUCCUUUCCCAUACCUACGCUAUAACCGUGUUUGUUUUUUUUACUCAUUCUCUCUCUACAUUCAAAAAAAAAAUUCCCAAAUUCUCUCUCGUGUUUUCUUUCUCUAACCCUAAUCAAUAUACAAGUUUCGCCCAAGUUUCUCCAAAUCUUUCUACAGAAUUCCUCAUGUAUAACAAACAGGGGACCGGAAACACGUCGGGAACCGCCGAUUCAAGCGCGGCAGUGUUUAUGGCCGACAUACUACAAAAAUUUGGGGGACCAGAAAAGGCGAUGGAGGCGUUUGCUAUGUUCGCGGCUGUGAUGGGGAAAUCUGUACCGGCAGUUUCAACAUCUGCCGUACCACCACCGGAUCUUUCGGGGGUUUCAACAUCCCAACCGGAGGCCGUCGCGGAGCCAGUACCCGAUAUACCAGAAGCCGUCACAGAGCCCGACACUACUGUUCCAGAAACGACCGCCGCAGAAACUCAUGAAGAAGAAGCAGAUCUGGCAGCAGGGUUGGAGUUGUUGGCUGUGAGUGAACCCAGGUUAGAUUCUGCCACUGAGGAAGAAACCCCUGGUGUUUCCGAGGGGGUAGGUCCUAUUAUCGCCGCUGUGGAUUUUGUUGAGGGGGAAACCCCUGGUGUUUUGGAGGAGUUUGUUGAGGGGGAAACCCCUGUUGUUGGUAAUGAUGAUCCAGAGGGCGACGAAGCCCUAAAUUCUGAAAGAAACUUAGCGGGGGAAACCCCAGAAGUCGUUGGGGGCACCGAAUCCCAAAUUGUUGAGGAAGAUGUCAAAGAGGGGGAAACCCCUGAGAAGUUUGUGGGUAUUGAAGCCCACGUUGAACAAGAGUUGGUUGGGGUAGAAUCCCCUGUUUAUCUCAAGGGGACGGCCCCUUUUAUGUCUGAAGAGGGAGAAGCCCUCGUUACUGAUGCUGAACAAGACCCUGUUGAGGACAGGGUUAAAUUGAUUGUGGAUCUGACGGAUGUCCCAGAGGGGACGAAUUUACCGAUCGACUCAAGGGACGCAAUAAGGCUAGCUCGUCGGAGUUUACGUGAUGAAAUCGAGGAACACGUUCCACAAACAGAAGAAAGGUCGUUGGGUCUAGAGACCGCAGCACCUGAGCAGGUAUCUCUCCUAGACCUAGCGAUGGGGAGAACGACGAGGAGGAGCGCCGCCACACGAUCGAAAGGAAGAGAAAAGGAAAACAGAUUGCUCCUUCCUCGACCAAGAAAGUAAAAGGGAAGUCCGUUGAACCCUCUCUCUCUUCACCUACUAAGGUUCCGUACGCUGCUGAGUCCGAAAGCCCUGAUGGGUCCGGCGACUCCGAAGAAGAACAAGAAGAGGAGCUCAACUUCGAGCCAAAGAAAUCUGGAUCACCAAAGAACUGCUGAACGAGAUGAGGAAGUUUGCGGACCCAAAAUGCGCCGCCAUACACAAAGAUAAGAGUCGUUUGGGAAAGGUUGCUAAGUCCGGGAAGAUGUAUGACUCAGCGGAACUCAAGGAGAUAGCGUCUAAUGACGAGUUUCGGGGGUAUAUAGAUGCAAUCGGCUUUGACUGGUUGCUAAAGCAUAGCACCCUUGAGGUUCCGAUAGACUUGGAACGGGAAUUUUUCUUGACUUUUCGGUUUAAAUCCACCACAGACUUGGAGGCCGAUUCCGUUAGCUUCCGGCUCUUCAAUGAAGAGCGUGUGAUGAGCAUCCGUGAGUGGACUUUACGGAUGGGUCUGCUGACGUGUACAGAAGAUGAGGAAGGAUUAUGGAACGAGAGAAUGGUCGGCCCACCGAAGUUCACACCAGGUUUCAAAGCGCAGAGUGCAUGGGAGUUCUUGACUCACCAGAGGGUGGGUCAAUUUAAAACUAGUUUUUCGAAGGCCCACCAUAUCGAGAACAGGAUCCUGAGGUUCGCCCAAACCUUCAUUAGCUACAAUCUGAUGGGCACAGCCAACAACGCAUUGACGACUCCCGACUUAUACUUUACCUGGUGCAUGGCCACGGGUGUACGUGUCCACUUGGGUUACUGGUUAGCUCAAGCCUGCCACCAAGUAACUGCCAACCCUUCCCGACAUCUAUGCACAUGCCAUCUUCUUGGGGCGUAUCUACAGCAGAACGUGAUUAUGAAGAUCCACAAGUCCUGCCGCGAAGUGAAGAUGUGUCUACCCCCAGAGGUUUUCAACAUGGAUUACUUUUUCAACAAGGGGUAGCUAAUCACGCACGGGAAUGACGUCUAUUUCUAUGAAGUUGGUAAGUCGGAAGCCCAGAUCAAACAGGAGCAAGAGGUGGCGGGUGUGAAGGAAAUUACUGAUGUGGAUGAAGCCAGAAGAUCAGUCGUGGAAGUUGAAGAAAUGAGGAAAGAAGUCGGAUGGAUGAGAUCUGAAAUAAAAAUGGUGAGAGAAGAGAUCGUGGCCCUACAGGGCAAAGGAAAGGACAGUGCUGAAAGUGAGAGAGUACGGAAGGAGGUCACGAGAGUAAGAACGGAAGCACGCAACAUGCGAAUGGAAGUUGGGCAAGUUAGGAAAGAGAUCGUGGCCCUUAAAGGGCGUGUUUCCGAUCUAGUGGCUACAUCAGCCAAGUCUACUGAGAAGAUGACGGAGGCCGUCGCCCUGAUGAUGACGAUGGCAAAAUGGUUUUGAAGGAAGUUCCCAGACGCACCAGAGUUGCUUCCUGGGCCUGGGAGCACUUCGGAAUCACCGGGGCAGGGAAGUUUAUCUCUUCAAAAGCUUUCCCAACCGACAAAACCUCUAACCGCCCCGUCUGCCAGCAAGCCCGUAACUGUGAAAUCAAUCCCCAAAUCUGUGACCCUGAAGACGACCGUACCCAUACAGACAGCAGAGACAACAGAGAAGCCGGAAUCGCCGGCGAGAAAGAAAGCUAAAGUGACCCAACAGGUCGUGCUGCCCAAGUCUGGCUCCCGAGGGGGCCAGACCCCGAAUUGAACCCCCCUAACCCAAGUGUGUGAAGAUUUUUCGCCAAGUCCGGGAAAGGAGGAGGACAGUUGCGUGGACCUAGGAAAUAGGCGCAUGAGUGGACAUUAUGCGGAAAAUUGCUUGACGGAGAAAACCUCGGAGUUGAAGGGUAGAAUAGAGAUUUCUACGAAGACUCUAGAAGGCUA
Molecule: messenger RNA, 3622 nt
Organism: Salvia splendens (bonfire salvia)
Lineage: Eukaryota; Viridiplantae; Streptophyta; Magnoliopsida; Lamiales; Lamiaceae
Exons: 3
Coding region: 701-1750 (349 amino acids)
Source: RefSeq, a predicted model, not a curated record